CCUUUGCAGUCCGAAGCGGGGAAUUACUCUCAUCACUCAGGCAGUAUCGCGCAUUUAUCCGCUUCACUGAAAGGAUGUAAAGAGCCCUGGAGUAUUUCUACAGUGCCUAGUGAUCAUAAUUUAACAUAUAGACUUGAAUAGUUAUCAUUAAUCGACGGUGAGUUUACAGAAAUGCGCGUUUUUAUCCUCCUGUCGUGCAACACUGAAUAGAUUUGACCUGAAUAGCCGUUACAGAGAGAUGGACACGGAAAGGGGCCUAGAAUAAACACUGUAUGGAUCUCUCAUCCAUGGCAAAAUGUGAAAGCCGAGUCGUGGUUUGGAUUCCUCAGCACUGAAAGUUGGUGCAUCCUGAACUGGACAUCUUGCGUUGGAGAUUUUAUCCUUUCACUGGAUCUAAUUUAACACAUUCGGCUACAUCCACACCCCAAACAAUGGUAAAAAUGGUGGGGUAUAGUGUCAGGAUAUGCAAAGCUCACUUCGGGAAGCGAGGAGGCCAUUUGGGGAUCAUCCAUUACCUCCUCAUUAUAGUCUUCUGUGGCUCCCUGCUUGCUUUCCUCUUCGUUGACGUCAUUGAAUUAUGGGUGACUGCGCUGGGGAUGAGCCGAUUGGAAAGUCCUCAAGGGGUGGUUCUUCCACACAGUGUUCCUCCAACCCGAUCUGAGGAGUUCUUGCUGAUGCCUAGCAUCCACGUGUGCGAACGUGCCAAACCCUACCUCAUCACUUUAGUAGCAACUGCACCUCCUAAUAGAAAGGCUCGCCAGGCAAUCCGGGACACUUGGGGUGGGGAAGUGCACGUCAGAGGUCACCGGGUCAUGACCCUCUUCGUUGUAGGUCAACCAACAGACCCGGUUAUUGGAAAAGAGCUAAUCGAAGAAUCAAAAGAGCGCGGGGAUCUAAUACAAGGUCGCUUCACUGACACAUACACCAAUUUAACACUUAAAACGCUGUCUAUAUUAGGAUGGGCGCGCCGCUUCUGUCCACAGGCGCACUAUGUUGCUAAAGUAGACGAUGAUGUGAUGUUCAACCCAAACGCGCUGCUUCAAUAUCUCAACCUGAGCUUUAAAAGAGACGAGAGCGAACUUCUUGAGCUUUAUUUAGGUCGUGUUCAUAUGCAGGUCGCACCCGAUCGCAAUCCCGCCAGCAGACACUUCAUGUCGGAGACUGCAUACGCUGGGAUGGUCCUCCCGGAUUACUGCAGUGGGACGGCGUAUGUGCUUUCUCGCUCAGCUUUGCUGAAGCUGUCCCUAGCAGCGGUUGCCAUAAAUCUACCCAAACCUUUGCCCCCGGAGGAUGUGUUUGUAGGCAUUUGUGCUCACACCGCAGGAAUCAAUCCAACCCAUUCUCCAUUCUUCUCUGGAGGACCGGCCGUACCGUACAGCCGCUGCUGCUACCAGACGAUGGUGUCCGUCCAUCAUACCACACCAGCUAAUAUGUUAAACUACUGGACGGACAUGCACUCCUCCGGCCCGUGCUCAUGGUUGGGUGUGCGGACGUCUUUAGGUGUCUGUAAAGUAAGGGCACUUCUUGGGACACUCUUGAGGAGGGAUUAAGUGAGCCUAAAGUAAAGUGGAAGAAAAGCACACACACACAAAGAAUAUCCGCUUGCUAAGUCGUGACGUUUGAAAUGUGUCCAGGUCCGAGCUGCUACUCGUUUAAAUUAAGAAAAUAUUUGUUUAUGUCCCCUAUUUUAGUCAUAUAACACCUUAAAGUGAAUUUUACAGCAAUAUUUUAACUAUGUUCAAAAACUGUAAGUGGGAGCGACACGGUGGCUCAGCGAUUUGUUAGCACUGGGGCCUCACAGCAAGAAAGUCGCUGGUUCGAGCCCAGGCUGGGUCAGUUGUCGUUGGAUGCAGGGUUGUUGCGAUAACAUUUCAAGAGUUCACACUUAGCUGAUGAUUUACAAAAGCUUGUUUGGCAUGCUGUCCCGGGAGAGAGCCCCGAGCUCAAGGGCUCCUCGAGCCCGGGGC
Molecule: messenger RNA, 1967 nt
Organism: Danio rerio (zebrafish)
Lineage: Eukaryota; Metazoa; Chordata; Actinopteri; Cypriniformes; Danionidae
Source: RefSeq, a predicted model, not a curated record